AUGCCAAAACGAUUUCAAAUCAUCAAACAGAAUUUUCUCAAAGUGUUGACAGGAGCCAAUUCUCAACAACCACGUACAACUGAAUGUGCUACCUUUAUCAAUACUUAUAUGGGUUUUGCUAUAGCUAAACUCUAUAUUCAAAAGUAUUUUGACGAGAAUGCUCGUAAUCAAUAUAAUUUUAAUUCGUCUCUGAUGAGCAACGGUUUGAUUAUACUCCGACUAGAAAUGAAAAAAAAUGUUCAAAUGCUUCGCGAACCAGUCGAUCGUAAGAAAUGGGCUUUUGCACCGACAAUUGUCGAAGCUGCCUAUACGCCACAAUACAAUCGAAUAAGUAGAAUUUAUCUUCUCACUAUAUUUUCAUUUGAUUCUUCAUAG
Rotaria sp. Silwood2 is the source of this 375-nucleotide messenger RNA. The record is from the annotation of a GenBank genome assembly. NCBI's taxonomy places the organism in Eukaryota, Metazoa, Rotifera, Eurotatoria, Philodinida, Philodinidae.